This is a messenger RNA of Sinocyclocheilus rhinocerous, 1919 nucleotides long. Its product is annotated as FK506-binding protein 5. Gene Ontology annotation, biological process: spermatogenesis; meiotic DNA double-strand break processing involved in reciprocal meiotic recombination; homologous chromosome pairing at meiosis. The coding region runs from base 168 to 1520 and encodes 450 amino acids. Gene Ontology annotation, cellular component: central element. The record is from RefSeq and is a predicted model, not a curated record. The transcript is spliced from 14 exons. NCBI's taxonomy places the organism in Eukaryota, Metazoa, Chordata, Actinopteri, Cypriniformes, Cyprinidae.
AGUAACGGACGCUGUAACUGACGCGCACGAGCUCCGUUUAAAACGCGUCAAAACGCACAGUAUUCGCCUUUCAAAUGCAUAUUUGAGUUAUACAACAUCGUAAGAUUGGAAAAUAGAUCUAUUUACGUGAUCCGUGUGCUAUUUGUGAGUGUUGUGUCAGGUUUUGAAUGGAGGAGCAGACGGUAAAUCAACUGGACAACCUGCUGCUUCAGUUAGGUAUAGAAACACGAGAACUUGCUCAGAAGAAGGAUGACCUCAAACAACAAAUACAAAUCUGUGAGUCCAACAUUCAAGAGAAGAAGGCUUACGUUAGCACAACUCACAAGAUCCUCAGCAAACUCAGUGAGGAGAUCCAGCAAAAACAAAACACUUGGAAGUUCAUCAGAGAAAACACUAAGAAUCUCCAGCGAACAGGACAUCUGCUGCUUCAGUAUGAAAAGACACUGGAAGCUGAGCUAGAGAAGAGACAGGGCAGCUAUAAUCAAGACAUGAAAAUCUUCCAGGAGAGAAUGGAGAGCUACAGGAACGUGUUUCAGCAGUAUAAGGAUCGAUACUGUCAGAACUCACUGGCUCAAAAACUGCUGAAGAUUCAAGCCGAGAAUGAGGAAGUCGAGAGGAGAAUCAGAGCAACGGAAGAACAGAUAUCGGAGAAAGAGAGAGAACUGAUGGCAGCACUGGGUGAAGAUGAGCCAGUCACUGAUGCUGCUGACAGUAAGUGUCAAGACAAUGACGUCCCACAAACUGAAAACAGGGAGUCAUUUGAUGAAAUGGACCCUCAUCAAGACCCCAUAAUGCAGAGGCCUGAAGAAUAUGCAGAGGAGCACAUGGCUGCUGAAGGUCCUUCUGAGGAGAAUAAGGAUAAAACAGCAGAAAGUGAAUCUCAAACCAACACAUUUCGCCACGGCCUAUGGACAAAGACUGAAACUGGAGAAGAUCAAAUGCAAGAAGGUGAUCAGAAGCAGUCAGAGGAGGUGAAUGAACUGGAGGGGAAUAUGAAUGUUUCAUGUGCUUCUGAGCUCAUGGUGGAAAUUUCAGAGGAGGAGGAAGAUCGUUUGGAGGUGACCACAGCAGAUGCUCAGGAGGACACGGUGAAUGAGCGUGGCAUCUGUCCUCCUCCGUCACCGGCUAGAAUAAAAGCCACGCCGACCACCCCCACCUUCUCUCUAAACAACAGUCCCAGUUCCUCACCUGGACGGCAGGAGAUCUCAGACACUAAGUCGCCCGCUUUUGUCUUCUCCAUGAAUUCUGGUCCAAGCACACCUGCGUUCUCUAAGCUGGGCUGUGAUUUUGCUGCAGAAGAGGCAUCUCCAUUUACCUUCACAAGCUCCUAUUUCAGCGACAGGAAGUCACCAGGAUUGGCACCCAAGUUCUCAGGUUUCCUGUUCGAUGAAGCCGAGAGUCGUCAAGAGGAGUUUUCCUUCUCGUUUGGGACGGUGAGCCCUCGGCAGAACUCUUCCACACAGGACACGGCAGGUUCUGCGGAUUCAUUUCCAUUUUCAUUCAGCUUUGGAAAAAUGUAACUUCAUUAACAUUAAUCUCAUCUUUAUAGUUGUACUUCAGAAAUGUGUUCAAAUGUCUGUUAGAGUCUGUUGAAGUUAAAUUCUAGAUUCUAGAUUCUAUAUUCGUUCAGAUGUGUUUGUGAUCCUGGUCAUUUUGUUCAAGUUCGUUUCAACAUAUGAUUCACAAUAUUUUAUUUACAAAGGCCCUUUGAAUAUAUGUUUAUACUAAAAUGCAUGCAUUAGUAUAAACAAGUUAAACUUGAACAUUAUAAUUAAUAGAAAAUUAGAGGAAUGUUAAUUUCAUGAAUGAUGUUCUUAUUAAAUGUAUUUGGUGCUGCAUAGUAACCGAAAACAUAACAAUGCUAACUUCAAAGUUCAAAAAAGUCUUUCUAUUUGUUUUCCCGCUACUUACAGUACAAC